Molecule: messenger RNA, 1138 nt
Organism: Orbicella faveolata
Lineage: Eukaryota; Metazoa; Cnidaria; Anthozoa; Scleractinia; Merulinidae
Source: RefSeq, a predicted model, not a curated record
AUACCCAAUUUACGACCAAAACGGCUGAAAAACCGUACCCUUUGGGGCCGCACAUACCUAUAUAGCCCAUGUAAGGAAGUAGCCCCCACCCCCGGGGCUUUAGUACUGCAAUUUUUUAAAUAGAAUACUAACCAUAGAUACCCAUCCACGUGAUCUUCAUUCCUCUCAGUCAACUCCAUUGCUCGAUUGCAUGGCCUGCAUCUUAGUGGAUUGGCCAGCAAAUUGUGACCCUGCAACCAUCGAAUCAACUCUAAAAUAGGACCGUUUGAAAGGGUCGUAAUAUCAAUGAGGUUCAUUGUUUGCCCAGUGCUGCGAUAUUGACAGUCUCGACGAAUGGUCUCUAACACGGUACUUCCUGUAAAAUCUCCAAAUAUGGUAAUGAUUCCAAACAACUCUGCACUGAAACAUGAGUACCGUGGACCACGCGGCACAUCGUAUUGUCUUCCUUCGAAUCGUUUAGUGUGGUGUACGCAGAAAUUCCAUAAGAAUGUCGGACAAAGGUGGUCGAAAACCAAGAGCCAGGAAUCUCUCCAGAACUUUUAUACUUCUGAGAUCAGAUGAUUCGAAUAGUCGCGUUCCUAGAUCAGCAACGCUUAAGACACUCGAGGCAAGUGGACGAAUAAAGGAGAUUGAAUUUAGCAAUAAUGCGACAUCGCAGCACAUCACUGAGUUGGUCAUGAAUGCCUUUGGUCAACUUAACCAAUCAAACAUUUCCAGGCUUGUCUUGUAUAAGACUGUUGGAAACACAUCCGUUUUAAGCCGGGCUGGUAGAGCUGGAAACAUCUGCGGAGACACCCUCAAGUGUAUUUAUAAAUCUCGCGCAAAGGUGUUCCUUCGCUUAGAGGACGGUAAGAACAUCUAAAUCGUAAGCGACGUAACAUUGAGCAUAAGAACUCGGUAUCCUGUUCGGCUGUUAAUGUAGCUGUCAAAUCACACUUUUAUUUUACAAGGUAGCAUUAUUGGUGAUCAUAUUUGAACGCAGCUAAACGCUUUGACGAACGAGCCAUCGAUAAGAUAAUUGGUGUAUCUUUGUGAUUCAAUGAAAUGGAAAUAAAUGGCCUUUAUUCUUUAAAGCGCUUCUGAAAUAUGUAACUGGAAUAUAUAUGUUAAGGUGGCUCCCUAUAGUUUUACGAUCGCA